GAAAAAUAUAUUCAGUUUGAUAGUGUCAAUAAGUUUUAAGGCCGCUUCAGCAUUUUUCUAUGUGGUUUUAUAUAUAAUCUUAGAAUUCGAUAAAGUGUUAGUAAUUGAUGAGGAAAAUAUAUAAAUGCUUUUAAUUUGUGUAAAGAGAUAAAAUAAAAAAAUAUUUGGUAGUAAGGAGGGGGCGAAGUUAUUCGCGACAACACCCUUCGCUUAUAGAAGUGUAUUUGAAAUAUCCAAAACCUUAAUAUCACACAAAGUAGAUAACUUGUAGCGCUGGAUUAAUAAAAAUAUGGAAUCAAUUGAUAUCUCACGCUUGGAGGAGGCAGUUGUAGUCUUUUACCGUUCAACUUCACAAGAGCAAGCCAUAACACAUGACUGGCUUACUAAAGCUCAAACAAGUCCACAAGCGUGGCAAUUUUCAUGGCAGCUAAUGGAACUUGGCAAGAGUCAAGAAGUUCAAUUCUUUGGGGCUGUUACAUUACAUUCUAAACUAAUGAAGUAUUGGCAUGAGGUACCUCGGGAAAAUCAUGAUGAACUAAAACAGAAAAUUUUGGAAAAAAUUAUACAGUUCGCUUGUGGUCCAAAACUAGUUCUUAAUCGAUUGUGUAUAGCUCUCAGCGCUUUUAUUGUGCAUAUGCUCGGAGAAUGGUCGACCGCAAUAGAGGAUGUCAUAAACACCUUUCAGAAUGAGCAAAUACCGAACGUCAACAAAGAAAUGCAAUUAUGGAUUAUGUUAGAGGUUCUUCAGGCUAUACCAGAAGAAAUGCAAGCAAUUUUCACGUCGGUAAAAAGAACAACAUUGCGAGCUGAGGUAGCAAAACGUGCUCCACUCGUGAUGGAGACAACAGAAGCUUAUUUGAAAAUGCAAUUAGAACGCGAAUGGGAUAGUGAAUGUUUUAGUAAUAUGACAAGAGCUGUUAAAUGUGUUGGUACUUGGGUAAAACAUAUUGGAUUUUCCAUUGAAAAUUGUCAGAACAUUACGGCAAUAUUGCUUAAAUUAACGAAUAAAUGCUACUGGCCUUGUAUUCAAGAAUCGGAUGGGGAUGGAUGUAUGUCUGCUGAUGAAAAUGAAUUAGCCGAGACGUGCCUAAAAACUUUACUUAGCAUAAUUAUUCAACCAGAUUCUCAUUCCUACCCUAAGACGGCAUUUAUACUAAUCCGAAUGUUUUUGGACUCGCUAUGCGAAAUCACAAAAAUGGAAUGGAAACGUGAUAACAAUAACGAGGAUAUAGUAGUUAAUAUUUACACACUCUUUGUAUCAUCCGUGGAAAGGCACUCACAACUUCUGUUGAGUGGAAUAACAACUACAGAUCCAGAUCUUUCUGAUCUCUAUGGUCGUCUUGUUAAUGAGAUUUUGCAAUGUACGGAUAAACCGGGAAUAUAUCCAGUGGAGGAGUCUUGUAGCAGCAUGGCUAUGGGGUUUUGGUAUUUGCUACAAGAUGAGGUUUUUGCUAUGCACAAUGAAGAGGAACGCAUAAAAUGUUGGGAAUAUAUAAAACCAUUGUAUGCACAUUUGACUCGCAUAUUAGUACAUAAAUCGGAACAACCAGAUGAAAAUUCUAUUGAGAAAUGGACAUCGGAUGAUUUGGAAAGUUUUCGUUGUUAUCGUCAAGACAUAUCAGAUACAUUUAUGUAUUGUUAUGAUGUUUUGCAUGAAUAUAUACUUGACAUACUGGCUGCAGUACUUGAUGAGACUAUUGCUGAGUUGCAAAAUAAUCCGACACAAUGGACCAAACUUGAGGCUUGCAUUUAUUCAUUCCAAUCGGUAGCAGAACAUUUCGCAGGUGAAGAACUAAAGCAGAUACCAAAACUGAUGCGUGUUCUCUCAGAAAUUCCCUACAAUAAAAUGAAUGAAAAGCUGCUCGGCACUGCUUUGGAGACAGUUGGCUCUUACUGCCAGUGGUUAAAAGAAAAUCCGACCUAUAUACCCCCCGCAAUUGAAUUGUUAGUGCGAGGACUAAAUUCCAAUAUGUCUGCUCAAGCUACUUUAGGCCUUAAAGAGCUCUGUUGUGAUUGCCAACUACAAAUGAAGCCAUACGCUGAACCACUUCUAAAUGCUUGCCAUACUUCGUUAAUUUCAGGCCAAAUGAAAAAUUCUGAUUGUGUGCGUUUAAUGUAUAGCAUUGGAAAACUAAUGAGUUUACUUCCAGCCUCUAAUAUACCCAACUAUUUAGAUAUUAUAGUAGGCCCGUGUUUCGAGGAAUUGCAGACCAUUUGUCAAAAUGAUUGCAAAACACCAGCAACACGAAUACGCACAAUUUUCCGACUGAAUAUGAUAUCAACCUUAUUUUCCUCGCUCAACACGGACUUGGAUGAAGAUGAUAAUAUCGAAGAUCUAGAAAAUAUUCAACCCGUUUUGAUUGUAAUGCAAAAAACAAUGCCAAUAUUUCGGCAAAUAGCUGAACUUUGGGUGGAAGAAAUAGAUGUGCUUGAGACGGCUUGUACUGCAUUGCAACAUGCAAUUGUUAAUCUCAAAUCUAGUUUUCGGCCUAUGUUGCAAGACCUCUGUUGCUUUAUUGUCGCUAUUUUCCAAACACGUUGCUGUGCACCAACAUUGGAAAUAUCCAAAACGGCUAUAAUAAUAUUUUAUAAGGACGAGGGAUGUAAAUCAUUGAUGCAACAACUUCUAGUUGAACUCGUGCUACACAGUUUCAAAUUAUUCGAAUCCACGCCGGAGAACGCUUUCUCGAAUAUCGCCGACACAAUUGAAGUGUUUUAUGCAUGCCUCAUGCAGAUCAUCAAAAAGUUGCCACAAGCCCUGGAUGACAAAGCGAUUGCUUUUGAUAGGUUAAUAUACUAUGCGUUGAAAGCAAUGACCUUACCAGAAAAUGGUCCUAUACGCACCGGUGUGCAGUUUUUGUCGCAUUUUAUUCUGCAGUCACGUAAUUAUCCGAGUAUGACGCAAGCAGUCCUUAAUGCUGGCGAGGAAAUUAUUCGCACUGCUGUGUUAUGUGUUGGUUGUAUUGCUCCUCGGCAGCAAGUGGAAAAAUUUGCCGAUAUUUUUAUGGCAACCAAUAAAAAAUAUCCAGCCGAAUUAGUUGCUUGGCUGAAGUCAGUUAUGUUGGUACCAAACUAUCCCACACAACUCGUCGACGAAGCUGAGAAAUCUAAAUUCGUUACGUUGAUUAUAAGAGAAAAGGUCAACAGACGCUUGUUGCAGAAACAUCUCAGUGAUUUUGCAGUAAAAUCCCGAGGCCUAACUGAUAAAUUUCAAUAGAAACACCAAAAAAAAAAAAAAAAUUAAAAAAAUAACAAUUAAAUAUAGGAGUGUAAUCCCUUAUUGCCAAACUAUGUUAAUAGAACAAUAAGUUCACUCACGGUCAAUGUUUGAUGUAGUGUUGACAUGCGAGUUUGUUCUGCGUCCCCGUAUUUUAAAUGGUAUUGGGUAGGUGUUGUGCGGAACACCGACUUAGAGUUGCGUUGCUUUGUUUAAUUUUAGAGUUACAAAAAUAUAUUUCAAAAUAACCACAACGAGUUUAUUUUGUUUAUGUUACAUAAAUACCAUAAAUUUUAUUGUGAAAUUUAUUACAAAACCACUAAAUAAAAAUUUGAGAAAUUGUAGUUUUA
Molecule: messenger RNA, 3567 nt
Organism: Zeugodacus cucurbitae (melon fly)
Lineage: Eukaryota; Metazoa; Arthropoda; Insecta; Diptera; Tephritidae
Gene: cdm
Product: importin-13
Exons: 11
Coding region: 290-3217 (975 amino acids)
Biological process (GO): protein import into nucleus
Cellular component (GO): cytoplasm; nuclear membrane
Molecular function (GO): small GTPase binding
Source: RefSeq, a predicted model, not a curated record